AUGCCUACCAACUUUCCCACGUUGAGGUCGCGUUCGCGCAGACGUAUUGCAGACCACCUACAAGCCCGCAAUCAAGUGAUCGGUGCGGUAACUCAAGUUUACAACCGGAUUGAAAGGUAUAGCUCUGCUCAGGUUGACCCUGCGUCGUACAAGUUUCUGGGGAUCGAUUUUGGAUUGCUCCAGCUAGACGAGAAUGGAAGUCAUCUCCAUCCCACAAACUACGAUCCCUCUGACCUGACGUUUUUCGAACCUCGAGGGGCCUCGUGGGUUCCCCCUGUUGUCAUUACCAACCCCAACUACGCGGACCACCUGAGGGUUCUAACUGAGGAAUGGGACACUGUUCAAGAUCACCUGUUAAUCUUCUAUCCCAGGCAUCGAGAUGGUCGAGUCCCACCUAACCUCAGACAAAUGUCGCAGUGGCUAGAGAGCGGUGAUAUGGUGCCAUCAGUUGUCGCUGACAAGUUUUACUCGGCUAUUUUCGGAUCAAUUCGAUGGUCACUAUCCGCCGCAUUUGUGCCAAAGACACUACUGUAUCCGUCCGGGGUACCCCCGCACACUAUGAUCAUGAUUUUGAUUGGCGAGCAGCCUAGCGAAGAGCUAUUGCGGGUAGAGGUAAUGACUAUUACCGCAGUUAUGAUCACACGGCUGGAAGGCGAGGAAUCGUUGGCGUACAACACCAUCCCAGUUAUGGCUAUUACUAUAUUCGGGCAACUGAAAGCUAGAGUGAUCGAAGCCCACACCAGUCAACAGGGGGUUGUUAUCAAGAAGGCGCGGCUUUUUGACUUCUCGACGAACGAACUUGCGAACAAAAGUAUGAACAUCCUACUCGGAUUCAUGUGCGCCGACCUAGUCGGAGACCCUAAGGGACCCAUCUUCCUCCCCAAUAUUGUUGGGGGCUCGCCAAAAGCCGAUAAGUCGGAGGUAGCCAAGGGUGGAACGUUGCGGAAGCUUUUCGGGAAGAGGCGCCCUCGAGCCGGGUCAGAUGCAGAGUCGGAGUUACCGGAAGAAGUCCUCAGAUAG
This is a messenger RNA of Penicillium concentricum, 1020 nucleotides long. RefSeq lists its product as uncharacterized. NCBI's taxonomy places the organism in Eukaryota, Fungi, Ascomycota, Eurotiomycetes, Eurotiales, Aspergillaceae. The record is from RefSeq and is a predicted model, not a curated record. The coding region runs from base 1 to 1020 and encodes 339 amino acids. The transcript is spliced from 5 exons.